AUAAUGUCGAUACCUUUACGGCCAUGUCGGUCCUACCACCGAUUGCGAUCUACCUCAAAUCGAUGCUGCUUCGACUUUGCAAAGUGGCAAAGAGAGCCAAGGGUAGGCGACUGACUAAGAAGGAAGUGGAGGGAGAACAGCACAACCUAUAUAAGAGCCGGUAUAACAGUGCUGCUGCGAAAAUGGCCGUCAGGACAAUCCUCCAAAAUCCACACCAUGAGCGCCUUUCUCACCACUGUCGCCACCAUCGCUGGUCUGCUGAGUAUCUUUGCAGAUCCGGUGAAUGCCAAAUCAGGCCAGUCAGUCCAAGCGCGAGAUGUUACCCUGCCGCCCAUUCCUGGUAGCCCUCAAAUCAUCACCAAUGGUGCUUUCACCAACGCCACAUACGGGUGGGAGUCAUCCCCAACAGGCAAGAUCCAAAAUGGCUUGUACUGCAUCACCGUCCCAUCGGGAUCAGCGCCCGGCAAUAGCAGCUAUUUGAGGACGACAUACCAGUUUUUGGAGACGAAGAACGAUGUCUACACGGUGAACUUCACGGCAAGCUCGUCCGUGGGCUUUGAUAUCAUUGUGCAGACUCCAGACCCUCCAUUGGACCCGAAUUUGAACACCACAGUUCCAUUGACGACAACACCACAUCCUUUCUCCGUCACUUUCAGCCCUGCCAAUCAAGCACCAAAUGCAACCCUCGAGUUCGACCUUGGAGGAGCACCUGCAGAGGCACAAGUGUGCAUUGGCGAUGUCAGCAUGAAACGCAUCGAUCGGAGCGGCUAUGUGCAAUUUGUCGGCCCAGCUCUGAAGGUCAAUCAGCUGGGCUACCUGCCUCAAGGACCAAAGGUCGCUACGUUGGUUGCGAACAAUACCAAAGCCGUGACUUGGUCGUUGCUCAGUGCUUCAGACAGUAUCGUGGCGAGCGGAAACACCACUCCGAAAGGCAUGGAUGCGGCAUCUGGCCAGGUUGUGUCCACGAUUGACUUCAGCAACGUCACACAAGACGGAGACGGAUAUGUGUUGACUGCUGGCAAUGCGACCAGCUAUCCAUUCACCAUAUCCUCGACGGUCUACGACACGUUGCGGCAGGACUCUCUCCUAUUCUUCUAUCAGCAGCGCAGUGGUAUCGCGAUCGACGCGGCAUUGGCAGGCUCUCAGUAUGCCAGAGCGGCAGGUCAUGUCCAAGUCCCACCCAACCAAGGCGAUGUCCAGGUUCCAUGUCAGGCUGUUCAUGACUCGUUGAUCGCCUACCUCGAGCCAUGGACUUGCAAUUACACUUUGAACGUGACACAAGGCUGGUAUGAUGCUGGUGACCAAGGUAAAUAUGUGGUCAAUGGAGGCAUAUCGGCGGCACAGCUGCUCAUGGAGUAUGAGCGGACUCAGCACAUUGCCAACGCUACAAAUGUCCUGGUUGAUGGCUCGCUGCGUAUUCCCGAGCGUAACAAUGGUGUCCCUGACAUUCUUGACGAGGCUAGAUGGGAGAUUGAGUUCUUGUUGAAAAUGCAGGUCCCUGCUGGCUCUCCACCACAAUUGUUCAACGGCAGCAUGAUCGACAUGUCUGGCCUGGUCCAUCACAAGAUGCAUGACAAUCAGUGGACGCCUCUUCCUACCGAUCCGUCGCAAGACCCCAAGCGUCGUGAACUCCACAGACCGAGUACAGCCGCCGCUCUCAAUGUUGCCGCUGUAGGGGCCAUGGCUGCUCGCUCGUUCGCCACGUACGACAGCGCGUUCUCGCAGCAGUGUCUGCAAGCAGCGACAACAGCCUACGCCGCUGCAACGAAGAAUCCAGCAAUUCUGGCGCCAGGCACCGACUGGGAUCUUGGUGGUGGAGCGUACAGUGACGACGAUGUGACGGACGAGUUUUACUGGGCCGCAGCGGAGUUGUAUCUCACCACUGGCCAACAACAAUAUCUUACGGAUCUGACGAACAAUACCUACCAUACGGCAAAUGUGUCAACACUGUUCACUAUCCCAGACGGCUUUUCUUGGGGCUCCGUCGCUGCUCUGGCACAGCUUGACCUGGCGACUAUCCCGAGCAAUAUCUCCAACCACCCCGCCAUCGUACAGUCGGUGCUAGAUGCAGCAGACAUGUAUCUCGCUGUCCAACGCAACGCCACCAACGGAUACGGCGUGUUUCUGAACUCGUACCCAUGGGGUUCGAAUAGCAACAAUCUCAAUAAUAUCCAAGUUGUGGCGACGGCGUUUGACUUGAGCGGCAACAUCACGUACAGAGAUGCGGCACUUCAGGGCGUUGACUAUGUCCUCGGUCGCAACGCCCUUGCUUUCUCGUACAUUCGCGGCUACGGAACGAAUUAUGUACAGAAUGUGCACUCGCGGUUGUACGCGCAUGAGCUCAAUGACCAAGUUCCACAGGCGCCUGCUGGGGCUAUGUCUGGCGGCGCGAAUGAAGAUGCGAGUGAUCCUCCUGCCGAUGAUGUCCUUCAGGGGUGUAAGCCGCAGCUGUGUCAUGUUGAUGAUGUGAAUAGUUACAGCACAAAUGAGGUUGCCAUCAACUGGGGGUCGGCACUUGCUUGGGUGGUCGGAUGGGCUGCAAGUCAAGGCUGAUCGGGUUGGAAGGAAUGAACCGUAUACAACAUGCAUAGAGAAAGUGGUACAGUAAUGGACGUCAGUCACGGUGUCUCCGAUUCUCCCUUUUAUCUCGUCGCAUUUCCGGUAGCUAAGUUCGUGA
Exophiala viscosa is the source of this 2677-nucleotide messenger RNA. Its product is annotated as secreted endoglucanase. Lineage: Eukaryota; Fungi; Ascomycota; Eurotiomycetes; Chaetothyriales; Herpotrichiellaceae. The record is from RefSeq and is a predicted model, not a curated record. Gene Ontology annotation, molecular function: cellulase activity. Gene Ontology annotation, biological process: carbohydrate metabolic process. Bases 217 to 2553 code for a protein of 778 amino acids. The transcript has 2 exons.